AUGGAUGAUAAUAGGAUACAAGGUGACACAUACAAAUCUUACGCGAAGGAGAAGAGGAAGGCCGAGACAGAGAUGGACGGACAAUGUAAGACGGGUGGCAGAGGACAACUGGACAAAAUCUACAAGGGAUCGAGAAUUGUUUAUUUAAGCAAUAUAUACUAUUUUGACAUUAUAAUAAUACUUUUAACAAUUCUUCUUAAAUAUAUUUUGACAAAAAACCAUGAUUACUGGAAGAAAAGAAACGUGCCUUAUUUGGAGCCGUCACUUAUAUUUGGAAACUACAAAGAAGCAAUCCUGCUCAAAAAACAUCAAAGUCAAGUGACAUUUGACAUCUGUAGCAAGUUUCCGAAUGAGCCAUACAUAGGCACUUUCUUCGGCACCGACCCAGCGCUCGUCGUCCUGGACCCGAACCUGCUCAAACUCAUCUUAGCUACAGACUUCUACUACUUCAGUGGCAGAGAAGUAAACGACUAUUCGCAUAAAGAAGUGAUCACCAGGAACGUAUUUUUCACCGGCGGUGACAAGUGGAAAAUACAGCGCCAGAACCUCACUCCCUUAUACUCCUCCAGCAAAAUUAAAGGCAUGUUUUAUUUGAUACAGAACUGCGCUAAACAAUUGGAGGAACUUCUGGAAGAAGAGACGAAAUACUCACAGGACGUAGACGCCAAAGUGUUGCUGGGGAAAUUCACAAUGGACGCCAUCACCAGCUGCGUGUUCGGAAUAAACUCCGACAUUAUGAAAAAAGAAACUUCGAGCACGAAUCCGUUCAGUGUGCUGGGUUCCAAGAUAUUUGAUAGAUCAAAAAUAGCAGGAAUAAAGUUAUAUUUCAGACAAAUGUGGCCCGCGUUGUUUUACGCCUUGAGAUUGUCGAUAUUCGAUCCGAGUAUAAAUGAUUAUUUUGUAAGGAUUUUAAAAGGAGUCUUCGAAUCUCGCAGCAACGCCAAAUCUUCGAGAAACGAUUUCGUAGAUCUUAUACUGACUUGGAAAACCGGUAAAGUGAUAACUAGCGAGAGCAUGAGCAACUUAAAAACUGGUGAAAAGAAGACUUUGACACUCGAAGUGAACGACGAGCUAUUGGCGAGUCAGUGCGUAGCGCUCUUCGGAGCGGGAUUCGAAACAACAUCUACAGUCAUGAGCUUUACUUUGUACGAGAUCGCUAAAAACCCUGAAGUACAGAAGAAAGUGUUAGAAGAAGUUGAUCUUUAUUUCAAGAGGCAUAACGGUGAAAUCGAAUACGAGUGUGUGAAUGAGCUGCCGUAUCUCGUGGCGUGUAUCGAAGAAGCUGUACGCCUGUAUCCAGGGGUACCAGUGAACUCGCGAGAGGUGAUGGAUGACUACACUCUACCGACGGGUCUUCGUUUAAAAAAAGGAGAUCGUAUUCACAUACCAAUGAAUUUUAUUCAGCGGCACCCUCGAUAUUUUUCAGAACCAGAUAAAUUCAACCCAGAGCGAUUUUAUGGGGACGCCAAAAAAAAUAUCACGCCCUUCACCUUCUCGCCUUUCGGAGAAGGUCCCAGAAUAUGCCUUGGUAUGCGGUUUGCUAGGAUGCCGAUGCACGCCGGUCUUCUCGCGGUGUUCAGGAACCAUCGAGUAGAGUUAUCGGAGGACAUGCCCAAAACUAUUCCUAUACUACCGUAUUCGAUAGUCAUCACCCCUUCAAUACCUAUAAAGCUAAAAUUUCUACCACGCAAAGAUUAAAGUAUUCUUAAACUAUUUCUGUAUUUUCUCAUUACAAUGACGACAGACACAGGCACGCUUGAUGGUAACCCAUGAUGUGUAUGUAAGCUUGUUUUCCUGGAGAUUACUUAAAGAUACAUAUAGCGAAAACAAAAGCUGUAAAUGCAAUAUAGAUCUUUGCAAAUUGUAUGAGAAUCAAACCGCAUAAUACAAAUUCUAGAAAUAUCACCAACCUAGCGUUACCUAAAAAUUUUUCCCCAAAAACGGCGAAGAAGAAAUAAUAUCAAAUAGUUCCCGAGCGUACUUCUCUAAAAUAAAUCUUAUAGAUAGCAACAGACAGACAACGUAUAGGCGAUGCUCAAAAAUAAUGUCUCCUUAAAACAUGUACUGAAAUAGAUUGGAAUUUGGCAAAGGACAUUAAUAAAAUUAUUAAAAAAAUUUAUUUAAUAGAAUGAAAUUACAGAUUUUGUAUUGUUAACUAAACAUUUCUUAGAACAAAGCCAUGGCCAUCAAGUAUUUUUUCGACGUAAUAUAUCAAAUUACGGAAUAGGUAUCUACAUAUUUUUAUAAAAUCCGUAGAUUUUAUUCGCAAGGUU
Bicyclus anynana (squinting bush brown) is the source of this 2273-nucleotide messenger RNA. Its product is annotated as cytochrome P450 6B5-like. Lineage: Eukaryota; Metazoa; Arthropoda; Insecta; Lepidoptera; Nymphalidae. Gene Ontology annotation, molecular function: monooxygenase activity; oxidoreductase activity, acting on paired donors, with incorporation or reduction of molecular oxygen; heme binding. The record is from RefSeq and is a predicted model, not a curated record. The transcript is spliced from 5 exons. The coding region runs from base 1 to 1698 and encodes 565 amino acids.